Messenger RNA from Dicrocoelium dendriticum, 665 nucleotides. The record is from the annotation of a GenBank genome assembly. Lineage: Eukaryota; Metazoa; Platyhelminthes; Trematoda; Plagiorchiida; Dicrocoeliidae.
UGGUGUGCCUAAAAACGCAACCCCUAUUCUUCGUUCCUCUGCUCUGUGAGUACUCUAUCCUGGCUUUAUGUCCAGAAUCCUUCGGUAUCCUCAUCUUGCUGGGCCUUUGGCUCGCUUGCCCGACUGUUUUAAGAAGCAGUGGCUGGCACUCCAUCGUGUGAAACACGUAGAUCAUCUCUCCCUCAGUCCUCCCAUUGUGGAUAGAAGCAUUUCUUUGCCAUACUACACACCUGGAUUUUCUUACGAUAUUCCGCCCAAAACUGUUCAUCCACCGGAAGCAGAUAGGUGUCUUUGGAAUGGUGAUGAAAUUCUGAGUGGUUAUGUGCGCAAAAAUGAAAAGUCACAAAUGUACUUACUAUCUUUUCUCAAAUGUCGUGUCUUCCAGUCACCCGAUGUUUUGGGGUCCGAAACUAUACCAGCAAAUGUUUUUUAGUGAAAUAUUAAACCGGUGGAUGAUUCUAAUUGUCUCCGAGUCAGCUCUGCUAGAAAUCGAGCGCCUAGGUUCUCUUGAUGUCUACAUCCUUUCCACACCGAUUGAUAAACUUGGCAGCAGACUGGGAUCCCACUUGAAGAGGGAUAUGUUGUUGAAGCUUUGCGAUCUCUCCGAAUCCUCAACCAAUGUAGUGGAUGAUCUUGUGGCCAAGUACGCAAAAUUCAUAGUGCCU